Molecule: messenger RNA, 6365 nt
Organism: Gymnodraco acuticeps
Lineage: Eukaryota; Metazoa; Chordata; Actinopteri; Perciformes; Bathydraconidae
Product: band 4.1-like protein 1
Exons: 23
Coding region: 248-3952 (1234 amino acids)
Biological process (GO): cortical actin cytoskeleton organization
Cellular component (GO): plasma membrane; cytoskeleton
Molecular function (GO): structural molecule activity; actin binding
Source: RefSeq, a predicted model, not a curated record
GACGUGAGGAGUUCCCGGUGAAAACGCCCCUCUACUCUCCUCCUAGCCCUCGCGACCGUGAGCAUCCCUGCCGGCUCGUGCUGUCUGCUGUCCCAGGCUGCAGGGCUACUCCUCCCGCGGCAGAGGAACGGAGCUCCGGGGCGGUGGCGGCGUCUGUCUUCCAGUUCCCUGCGAUCUUUAUGAUCACAAUUUGGGCUGAAUCUUGAAAAACCCCGGACCUGACAGGACAGCACUGCAAUCCAUUUCUAUGACAACAGAGACGGCUUUGGCUGGGGGAUUGAAGAGUGCAAUGGAGGGUGACGCCAUGAGAACCAAUCAGGCUGCAGAGGACCAGGGGGACAUGGAUGAUAACUCAGAGAAGACCCCCAGCAAAGCCUCCAGAUCCCCCCAGAAGAUCAACAAGCGGCCCAAGGCCGUCCCGAUUAAAGUCACACUACUGGACGGCUCGGUCUAUGAAACUGGGGUUGAGAAAUUUGCCAAGGGCCAGACCCUGCUGGACAUGGUGUGUGGCCAUCUGAACCUGCUGGAGAGGGACUACUUUGGCCUGAAUUUCCAGGACACCGACAACGCCAAGCAUUGGCUGGAUCCCUCUAAAGAGAUUAAGAAGCAAAUUCGGGUUGGUUCCUGGAGCUUUGGAUUUUCUGUCAAGUUCUACCCUCCAGACCCGUCUGUGCUCAUGGAAGACAUCACUAGGUACUACCUGUGCCUGCAGCUGAGGGACGACAUCCUGUCCGGUCGCCUGCCCUGCUCGUUCGUCACCCACGCCCUUCUGGGCUCCUACACUGUCCAGGCUGAACUGGGAGACUACGAGGCCGACGAACACGGCCCCGACUACGUCAACGAGUUCCGCUUUGCACCCAACCAGACACGGGAGCUGGAGGAGAGAGUGAUGGAGCUGCAUCGUAACUACAGGGGAAUGAGUCCUGCAGAGGCAGAGGUGAACUUUCUAGAAAAUGGCAAGAAGCUCUCAAUGUACGGGGUGGAUCUGCAUCAUGCUAAGGAUUCAGAAGGAAUUGACAUAAUGCUGGGAGUGAGCGCCAACGGUCUGCUCAUCUAUCGGGACCGCCUAAGGAUUAACCGAUUCGCCUGGCCAAAGAUUCUCAAGAUCUCAUAUAAGAGAAGCAACUUCUAUAUUAAGAUCCGCCCAGGAGAGUAUGAACAGUUUGAGAGCACCAUAGGCUUCAAGCUGCCCAACCAUCGGGCCUCAAAGCGAUUGUGGAAGGUCUGCAUUGAGCACCACACCUUUUUCAGGUUGGUUUCCCCAGAGCCCCCUCCCAAGGGCUUCCUGGUGAUUGGCUCAAAGUUCCGCUACAGCGGGCGAACCCAAGCCCAGACCAGACAGGCGAGCGCUCUGAUCGACAGGCCGGCCCCACAGUUCGAUCGGUCCGUUAGCAAGAGGUACUUGCUGGCCCGAAGUAUUGAUGGAGCCUCAGCUCUCGGUUACAGUAUGGAACAGCUGUCCCAGCGGAGCUCCAGUGAACGCACACAGUUCAUGUCCAGAGAAGACCUGGACCAGGAGGGCAGCCUGGACCUGGACCAAGAUCAGUACCAUUAUCAGGACCAAGACCAGGACCAGUUCACAGAUCAGGAGCUAGAGCAGCAUGAUGACCAGGAUCAAGAUCAGAAACAUACCUACGGUGCACGCAUAUCAACUUCCACUAGGACCAUCGAGCUCAAGGGUGAGGCGGAAGGCACGUCUCUAGACUCAAAACCUGAGCAGCAGUUCUUGGAUAAGCCAGAAGAUGUUCUACAGAAGCACCAGGCCAGCAUCAAUGAGCUGAAGAGGGCUUUGAAGCAGCCUAACAGCAAGAUGGCCCAGAGGGAGAAACGUCUCUCCUCAGCUACUCCUCCUGGAGGAACCCCUGAGCGCAAAGCAGCGACCGCUGAUGCCAAAUUGAUUGACAAGCAGGAUGCUUAUGAAGGAGAGCUGGAUACUUGCUCUGAGAGUAAAAACAUCUUUGCUUUGACACCUUGGACUGACACAAAGUUGAGCAACUGUCAAACAGCCAAUGACUCUUUAAAAACUAGACCUGGGACAUCUCCAAAACAGGAAACAGACUUUCGAGCAACAGGAAUAACGUAUUUGAGCCCAGUGGAUGGUACAGUAGCAACUAACGGGCAUCAAGAUUCUUUAUUAGCAAGCAACACCAUUCAAGAAAAUGGAUAUGGAUCUCCACAUGACAAACAGGGGAGUGCAAUGAGCAACAGAGAUAUUAGGCAUUGUCAGUAUGAGUGCAACACUCAUGGAGAGGGAACAAACAACGUUGAAACCGUAUUGGCUGUGGAUUCUCUCCCAAAAGGCAACGGCGGCAGAAUUGAGAGUGACGCGAGGCAUUGGGAGACCUGGAAAAUAAAAGACUCAAGCCCUGUGGGAGCUCAAGAAUGCAACAUAGGAAGAAACUCAAACUCAGAAGUCACCAAAGUAGUUCCUCUAAAGCCACAGAGAUCCAAGAAGAAUAAGGAAAACAUUGCAUCUCAGAGUUGGUCUGACAGAGGUGUCUUUGGUGGGACUGGGGAUGUACAGAUGACAAAAUCAAAAGAUGAAUCUUUUGAUGCAGGAAGGAGAGUAGAUGACAAUUCUGAAUUGCAGUCUGCAGCAAAUGUUAUCAUGGAAAACACAGGAGCCACCAAGCAUCACUGCGAGGCUGAAAUGUCAUUUCAACAGCAAAGUCUACCACUCCCACAGAUAAAGAAUGAGUUGUUUGGGCAACAGGAGCUUAGAGACUGCAGACGCACAACGGGACAAAGUGUGUAUACAAGAGGACAUGAAGAUCAUUUUCAAAACAACUUGGAGUUUAAAGAGAAUCUUCUCUUUAGCUCCAAGUUUCCAACUGCACCUCCUCUAACGCUGCCUCUGAAAUCCCAGUGGUCCCGGGACAGACAUAGCAACAUGGACAGCAGCCACAUCCACUUCAGGAUGCCAAGCCAAGACACAUUCAAAUGGAAGCAAGCGGAUACACCUCCCACACCUGCUAUUCAUGAGGAACCUUUCAAUGAAGCUUCAAGGGAACCGUGGGAAAGACGUCUAGGCUCCGUCUCCGAGGACGACCAGGACCCCGACAUCCUGUACCUGAAGGAGACCCACCUGGGCAUCGAGAGGAAGUAUUCCAGCAUCACGGUCAGCUCCACGUCCAGCCUGGAGGCUGAGGUGGACUUCACUGUCCUCACUGACCUGCACACUGGCAUGGAGGAGUUCUCCAAGGGCAUGACGGAGCUGGGGGACAGGGUAGAGUCACCUGACGUAGGUCUCUGCUUUAGCAUGGACAUGCUCCAGCAGCAGGCCGCCUUUGAACCACCCCCCCCACUGGUGUCAGCCCCUCCGACCAAACAUAUCCAGGCAGAAGAAGUGCGGCCAGAGGUCAAACGGUCUGAUAUGCAGCCUGUUGUACCCAAAAAACCAAAGAGGUCCGUGCCGGUGUCAUCGUCAGUGGACAGAGAGUCGCAGAGAGAAGCCGGUCGCCAUUCUGCCGUCACACCACUGAGCAGGGAGGCCAGUGACCUCAUGCCCACCCCCACAGUGAGGAAGACGGACGUCAGGACGGAGACCCAGCCCAACGGCUCAGAGGUCACCACAACCAUCGUGGAGUUUACAGAUCAGGGUCACGGUAUCACCGGCCUGAGUGAAGUUUCCUACUCCACCAGACAGAGCAUAUCCCCUGUGCAUAUGGGAAGUCUUAGAAGAGAGGCAUCAGGGUCGCCUAUCCUCAUAACGGAAAAUGUUACCUCGGCAACCACUCACGUCUCCAAGACGGUGAAAGGAGGAUACUCAGAGACCAGGAUUGAGAAGAGGAUCAUCAUCACAGGAGACGAUGAUGUAGACCAGGAACAGGCUCUGGCUAUUGCAAUACAGGAAGCCAAGCAGCAGCAUCCAGACAUGCAGAUAACUAAGGCAGUGGUUGUCAGGGAAACAGAAUCGUCCACUGAGGAUCGUCACGGCCCAUCAGAGUCCUGAUUUUAUGAUACGAGAGCGCCCCCCGGUGGACCGGAAGUGGCAGUGCCCGGCCUGAAAUUCUCCCCCCACCUCCCUUCUGAUAGACUUCUGCCAGUGGCGAAUAUGGAGCCUAAACACACACACAUAUACUUGCCACUGGAAAUCCGAACAUCUGGAACAAUUUAAAGAGAUCCCAAUCCGACUAAAUUCCCUGCAAAGCUCUCAGGGCUGCUACUGUAUAUUAAAACCACUUGCUUAAGUAUUCCUCGACGGUCAAAGGGAAUCAUUCAUUCACACUGUGGAAUAAUCCAGGGCCAUGUGCCAUGUUGGUACCCACAAAAUAGAAAAAAAACUAGGAAUGUCUUUUACAUGUCUGUGCUGCUGUACUGAAGAAUUCAUCAGAUUACUGCUGUGUGCUGUAAAAAAAACUACUGUUUGUGCUUACACAUAGAAUAAUCCAUCACAUUUAUCUUUAGUAAUGAUGGAACAUCCAGUGAAGCAGGGUUCAGGUCCGUCCGUCCGUCCCCCCUCUGUUACACUGAUUGAUGAGGAUGCACUGAGCAGAUCGGAUCAUGUAGAGCCAAUCAGAUCCUCUGUUGAUCAUUCCAGCCUGAGCUAGUAUUUUCUGCUCCUCUAUUGGUCUCACCUGAGAAUUUACUUCUGUAAAAUGUAUUUGGCCAUGAAGUAUGCUUCGCUUCAUCAGGAUGGACCUUGUGGGAGCUGUUGAUACACACAGUGAACUCUUAUGUAUUUACAUGGUGGAGAUGUAAUGUACGAGCCCAGUUCCUCUCCUUUCACAGCCUUUAGAUAUGCUUUCAGAAGUCUGUAUGUAAUACCACUUUGGCCAUUUAGUGUAGUCGGUACGUAGAGUAUAGGCUCACACCCUUGUUCAGGUCACAGAACAGGCUGCUGUGUCAGUACAAUUAGUAUUUCAGAUCAUAUUUGCAUGAUAUGUUCUGGCAUUAUUGGAUUGUAAUUGAGUAUUAUAGAUAUUAACUAAUAAGAGUAAUGGAUCAUGAUGUCCAAGAUAAUAAGGGCAACAAAUCUGAAGUUAUAUCGGAGCUUAUUAAAAGAAGGAAAUGAAGCCUUCUGACAGGAAAUUAAGAAUAUUCAGAAGUAGUGGGACAUUUCACAAUGCAUUCAGUUUUGUUAAUCCCAAGAUUCAAUGACAGCUAAGUGGCUACAGUGUCUUCUCCUUAUUUAAGCCACUAGUGCUGAUACACAUAUCUUCAUUUUACAUAUCAAUUAGCUUUUAAUUUAAUCUCCCUGUGCAGAAACAUGAGGAGACCUACAUGAGUUGUGGUGAAUGAUAUAUUUUGCAGAGUUAUUUAUUGUACAACACAUUUUCUCUGUCUUGAAGAAAAGACAAAAAUGUUGGGAUGCAUCUGAGCCCUUCCAAUAAUCUUUUGAGAAAAGUAAAUAUACAGUAGGAGCAGAAUCUGUGGACUUUUAAUUGUGUGUGAUUUGUCACAUGAAUGUUAGAGGAACGUAGUAGGCUAUGCCAUGUAAGGUAGCAGUGAAUUGUACAAACUCUGAUUUUAUAUUGAAAUAUUUGUAUGAAAAAGCUACAAGUCCAGAAAGUCAAAUGCAUAAACUUGACACGGCAAGGUUUCCCUUUAAUAAUGGUGUAUUUAACAUUACCUACAAGGUCUCUGUCUCCUUGCAAAUGUCACAUUUUAUAUAAAAAUCAAUACAUUCAGCAGCAAAAUGACUCAAUUGAGUAAAACCAUGGUAUAACCCUGUCAUGUAAGGUUUAUGAGGGUAUUACUGAAAUAUGACUUAGGCUUUCAGACGCCAAACCUUUCUGUCAACUUUCACGUGUAGUGUAAUUCCCGUUGUUAUUCAUAUUUUGGUUCAAAAUCCUUUAAAGUGAUGAUUAAUCAUGGAUGUCAACCUGGAAGGUAAAAAAUAAAUGCAGCCAUGUACUGUAUAUUUGAUGCCGUUUGAUGGAUUGUGAAGAUGUAAAGUAGUUAAUGGCAAUGGGCUUGAUGUACACUAGGGGGCACCAGUUACCAAACAAAGAAGAGAGCUUUGCAACAACAUGGAGCAUUCCCAGCUUAAAUCAUUCUCACUAUUCCUCAAUAAGGUGCGAAAUUAUCCAAAUCCUGCCUGGAUCAAGUGAUGAGAUAAAACCGUCCUUCCUGAGUCCAGAAAAGGCGGGCCCUUGGACGUCUGACAAGUGAUGACCGGAGACAUUUGGCUGUGGAUGAGACACCUGGUGCUGACGUCUCAUUGGACGACCUCUGGCUGAUCCUUAAACCUCUGUACAAAGCUCCCCCCUCCUCCUCAGCAGCUUCCUCCCCUCUGCUCUGCUUCUUUUGCCUGGUGCCGUGUCUUCGCUGUACAUUGUAAUUGCAUUCCUUCGAAAAUAAAUAAAGAACAGAAAAAAAUAAAACAAGAUCAGAAGGGAUUCCCUGUUUGGUCUCUUCACAUA